This is a messenger RNA of Megalops cyprinoides (Indo-Pacific tarpon), 2669 nucleotides long. Its product is annotated as myc-associated zinc finger protein-like. Gene Ontology annotation, biological process: regulation of transcription by RNA polymerase II. NCBI's taxonomy places the organism in Eukaryota, Metazoa, Chordata, Actinopteri, Elopiformes, Megalopidae. Bases 414 to 1835 code for a protein of 473 amino acids. The transcript has 8 exons. The record is from RefSeq and is a predicted model, not a curated record. Gene Ontology annotation, molecular function: DNA-binding transcription factor activity, RNA polymerase II-specific; RNA polymerase II cis-regulatory region sequence-specific DNA binding.
CACUCGUGCUGAUAAAAGUUUUAUUUUAAUUGUAAUUUGAGCAUAGCAGCUAAUUUACUUGUUUAGCCACAGUGUAGUUUUGGAAACGUUGUAAUAUAGUAAGCUAGAUGUAUUAAUGCUUGCUACCUGCAAGUGAUGACUGCCCUUGUCAAUAUUGCCCAAAUCUUAGCGCUUCCUUAUUCAGUCUUCAUGCAAUUGAUUGUAUUUUUUAUUUGUUCUUAAAUAAGUGGCUACACUGCAUCCGUCGAUUCAUUAAUACAGCCUAAAGCGCAAAGAAGCAUUCAAGCUACUGGUGCAAGGGGAACUAUAUUCUAUUUACGCAAGGACUGGCUUGUUUAUUAACAAAUACGUAUUCUUUUGUUGUAUUUGUAAGAACUGCUGUUCUUACUGAAAUACUGUCAGUGUGUUUCAACAUGGAUGCUGCUUGGAGUAAUUUUCUGUUUCAGACUCCACCCACCCAAACUCAAGCUGAUGCAGCUCUCCAGUCAGAUCUCCUCCCAGAUCUCACAGGCUCCACUGAGAACCCACCCACGGAGCACAUAGCCCCACCCCCUUCCACAGUGGACACUGCUGCUCUGAAUGAAGAACCUUUACCUGUGAAACCGGUCUCUCGGCCGGCGCGUGCUGCCCACAUAUGCCCCCUAUGUAACAAACAGUUCAAGAACGGCUACAACCUUCGGCGGCACCAGUCAGUCCACACAGGGAUCCGCAUGAAGGACAGGGCAGCUAGAGAGCGGGAGGAGGGCUUGAAGGGAGGAACUGCUGGUGGAGGGAGAGUAGAGAGACAGACGGUCCCUCUCUCCUUGCUGCAUCUUUCUGUUCCACCUGCUGAUCCGGCUCCGCCAGAGUCUGUUCCUCAUCCCCCUGCUCUUGGCAAUCAGGAAAUCGAAUCGGCUGCUGUGUCCAUCACUACUGCGACCGUCGCCCUGGCUGUUCCCCCUGCUCUUCCUGCCACUGUUGUGGUCGCAGGGGCAAUGAUACAGCGGCCUGCAAACUCAAACCCAAACCCGAACCCAGUACGCAAGAACCAUGCCUGCGAAGCAUGUGGAAAGGCCUUCAGGGAUGUGUACCACCUGAACCGGCACCGCCUGUCCCACUCUGAUGAGAAGCCCUACUCCUGCCCCAUCUGCCAGCAGCGCUUCAAGAGGAAGGACCGCAUGAGUUACCAUGUGCGCUCACACCAGGGUGGGGUUGAGAAGCCGUAUAUCUGCCCACACUGUGCCAAAAGCUUCUCCAGGCCUGAUCAUCUCAACAGUCAUGUUCGACAGGUCCAUUCGACUGAGAGACCCUUCAAGUGUGAGACUUGUGAGUCCGCAUUUGCCACACGGGAUCGGCUACGUGCUCACAUGAUCCGACACGAGGAGAAGGUGCCGUGUCACAUCUGUGGAAAGUUGCUGUCUGCUGCCUACAUCACUGAUCACAUGAGGGUUCACAACCAAUCACAGCAUCAUGCCUGUCACCUUUGCAACCGCAGUUUUACCACCCUUACAUAUCUACGUGUCCACGCUCAGAAGCACCACAGUCAGGAGUGGAAGGAGAGCGGGGGCCAGAAAGGGGGAUUUGGUGGGACUGGAGCUGGAGGGGUUCUGUUGUGCCAAUUGUGUGGGGUGCACUGCAAGACUCCCACCCAAUUACAAGGCCACAUGGGCACGCACACCGCCUCCGAGAGCACUCCCAGCCCUAACAGCACAACCACAGUGUCCUCCAGCAGCAGCAGCAGCAGCAGCUCUGUGUCUCUGGGGAACAUGGUGUCCACUCCCAGCGUGUGUGCAAGUGGAGCGAUGGGCCUGCUUGUUUCGGACUGCUCUGGGAUAGCCUCCCAAUCCCACAGCUAGCAGGGAAAAGAGGGGAAGGGGGAGAGAGCAGGAGAGAAUGCUUGUGCAGCAGAACAGUCCCUGUCGACCAGUCUGUUUUCUCCAUCAGCUGCAGAAGAUGGGGUAUGAAGAUGGAGAUGUUUGCACAAAGUUGCCCCCACCUUUCUCAGUCAACUGUUUUUUUUUUAAUGGAGCAGGAGUUGAAAGGACACUCACUGGAGAGGGCUGAGGGUUGGCAUUAUCUGAAUGCAUUUACAACAAAAAUUGUAAGAUUAAAUUGUGAGCUGAUACGGUCCAUUUACAGAAAUUGAUAAGGUACAACUAUUAUAGGAAUAAUGCAGUAAUGACAGUAGUGUUAGGAAGUCUUCUUGAAAGGGACUGGUUCCUUCUGAAGAGAUACACUGGAGAGAUUUUUGAAUGGGAUGCAGAUGAAGUACAGUCUUGUUCCAUGCUUUAAUUCAGAGUUGGAUUUUAAUUUCCUGUAACAGAAUUUUACUGUGGGUUUCAUGGUUUAGAUACCAAGUGAGUCAACCUGUUGCUCCCUGUAGUAAUAUUCUGGAUCACUGCAGUUAACUAACCUUAUUUUUAUAAGUGAAAACAUGUUCCCCUUUCAAAACUGCAUCGGUCAAAUGUAUUGAUAUGAGGAAUAAUGGUUCCAAUGUGUCUCUUCAAGAUACUGUUCUGAUAACUGAGAUUGACUUUUUUUUACUGAACUGUUGCUGAACAAUAUAUGAAAGACCUCUCUAUCAUGAACCUGUCAGUCUCUAACACAUUUUAAUGCCUUGAGUUGUACUAGUAUAUGGUACUAUUUUCCCCAAACUAUUCUACGGGUUGAUUGAGAAUAAUAAUUUGCAC